AAAGAAAUUGUUGCAGAUACAAAAGAGCGCAUAAUAACUGUGGAAGAAAAAUUAAAAGAGAAAGGAACUAGGGAUGACAUUGAUAAUGAAGAUGUGCAAGAAUCUUAUUUUCGUUACAUGGAAGAAAAUCCAAAUGCUGGAGUGGUUAACGAGGAGGAAGACAUAAUUGAUUAUGACAGUGAUGGGAAUCCAAUCUUAGAACGCAAAAAGGUGAUUGACCCGCUUCCACCACUUGAUCACUCCACAAUAGAAUACCAACCAUUUGAGAGAAAUUUUUAUGCACCUCAUGAAGAAAUUGAAUCAUUGUCUGAUGAUCAGGUUGAUGAACUCAGGAGAAAGCUGGGUAUUAAGGUUUCAGGUCUCUCUCCACCACAUCCAGUUAGUAGCUUUGCACACUUUGGAUUUGAUGAUUCUUUACUGAGUGCAGUUAGGAAAUCAGAAUAUACACAGCCUACUCCGAUUCAGGCACAGGGAAUCCCUGUUGCUUUGAGUGGCAGAGACAUGAUUGGGAUUGCAAAAACUGGCAGUGGUAAAACAGCAGCAUUUAUAUGGCCUUUAUUAAUUCACAUUAUGGAUCAGAGAGAACUGCAAAAAGGUGAUGGUCCAAUUGGUGUAAUUUUGGCACCGACUCGUGAACUGUCUCAACAGAUAUACCACGAAGCAAAGAAGUUUGGAAAGGUUUACAACAUCAACGUGGUGUGUGCCUAUGGUGGUGGCAGCAUGUGGGAACAGUCAAAAGCUUGCCAAGAAGGAGCAGAAAUUAUUGUUGCCACUCCCGGAAGGCUGAUUGAUCUUGUGAAAAAAAAGGUCACCAACCUGCAGAGAGUGACUUACCUUGUCUUUGAUGAAGCUGACAGAAUGUUUGACAUGGGCUUUGAACCCCAGGUUAGAUCUAUCGCAAACCACGUGAGACCAGACAGACAGACUCUUUUGUUUAGUGCUACAUUUAGGAAGAGGGUGGAAAAGUUAGCCAGGGACAUUCUUGCUGAUCCGAUCCGAGUUGUUCAAGGGGAGGUUGGUGAGGCAAAUGAAGAUGUCACCCAGAUUGUAGAGGUUCUUCCACUCGGUCCAGCAAAAUGGACAUGGCUAAUGAGACGAUUGGUUGCUUUCACAUCAGAAGGAAGUGUUCUCAUAUUUGUGACACGCAAAGCAAAUUCUGAAGAGUUGGCUGCUAAUCUGAGAGCUAAAGACUUUGAACUGGGUCUGAUGCACGGAGACAUGAGUCAAGUAGAAAGAAAUGAGAUCAUAAGUGCGUUCAAGAAGAAAGAGUUUUCUAUUCUGGUUUAUCUCCUUACAGCUCGUGGUUUGGAUAUUCCGCACAUAAAAACGGUGAUCAAUUAUGAUGUGGCACGUGAUAUUGACACACACACUCACAGAAUUGGAAGAACUGGUCGAGCUGGCACUAAAGGUCAUGCUUACACACUUGUCACAGAAAAGGAUAAAGAAUUUGCACCCCAUUUGGUGAGAAACCUGGAAGGUGCAAAUCAACAUGUUCCACCUUCUUUGUUAGAUCUGGCGCAGAAGUGUCCAUGGUUCAAGACAAACCGUUACAAGGGUGGAAAAGGUAAAAUUAUGGCUGGCAGGGGAUUAGGGUGCAAAGAAAGGCCAGGACUUGGAUCAGAGAAUAGCACCAAAGUCCAGGAUGCUAUGAUUCUAAGCAGCUUCAGACCAUCCACUGCAGGCCCCCAGUCUGACAGGCUUUCAGCUAUGAAAUCUGCAUUUUAUUCUCAGUUCAGAGGCAGUUUCGUCUCAGCACAAGAGCAAGAUAAAUCAGCCAGUGAGGAAAACUAUGCAGCCGCUGGAGGAGCAUCACAGUUAAACACAGCAAUCAUGCAGCCUCAGAUGAUCCAACCUUCUGGAAUAGGUGGUGCAUCUCGCAUGGGCCUGGGAAGUGAUGGCCCACCAAAGAAGAAAAAGAAGAGCCGUUGGGACUGA
Molecule: messenger RNA, 1935 nt
Organism: Candidula unifasciata
Lineage: Eukaryota; Metazoa; Mollusca; Gastropoda; Stylommatophora; Geomitridae
Source: the annotation of a GenBank genome assembly